GAUUGCGGCACAGUCUGCGGUGCUGACUCUGGUCUCUUGACUCUCUCCUUCUCCUUCCUUUUUCUGUGCCGCUCCUUCGCUUCUUGCUCUCGCACUCACGCUGUUUGUCACUCUUACUCUGUCUCUCUCUCUCACUCUGUCUCUCUCUUCCCUCUCUCUCUUCCUUCCUCUCACAAGCCUUCAUUCCACCACAGUUGUGCAGACAUGGCUGAAGCGUUUGCAGGCACAUGGAACCUCAAGCAGAGCAAGAACUUUGAUGACUACAUGAAGGCGCUGUCUGUGGGUUUUGCCACGCGUCAGGUCGCCAAUAUGACCAACCCCACCACCAUCAUCUCGGUGGACGGCGACAAGGUGAAGCUGCAGACCACGAGCACCUUCAAGAACACAGAAAUCAACUUUAAGCUGGGGGAGGAGUUUGACGAGACCACCGCCGACGACAGGAAAGUAAAGUCCGUGGUGACGAUAGAAGGUGGUAAGCUGGUGCACAUCCAGAAGUGGGACGGCAAAGAGACCAGUCUGGUCAGGGAAAUCGACGGAAACAAUCUCACACUGACACUGACUCUGGGAGACGUGGUAUCCACGCGCCACUACGUGAAGGCUUAGUGAUCGCAGUCUUCCUAACCCAUCCAUCUUCCUUAUUAUUCACAUCAGCCAAAGCUCCAGACCCUAUAGCCUGACUACACUGUAACCCCGGGCCUAACACACCCUUUUGUAUGGACUACGUGUCCAUUCCCCGCGAUACCUCAUUGAGUCUCCCAGUUAUUAACUUAGACAUCGCUUAGACCCCCCCCCCUUUGUCCCUCUCUUUGUACUUAACAUACCUCAAUGAGAAACACCGAAUAAAUUCC
Molecule: messenger RNA, 848 nt
Organism: Lampris incognitus (smalleye Pacific opah)
Lineage: Eukaryota; Metazoa; Chordata; Actinopteri; Lampriformes; Lampridae
Gene: fabp3
Product: fatty acid binding protein 3, muscle and heart
Exons: 4
Coding region: 205-603 (132 amino acids)
Biological process (GO): fatty acid transport
Cellular component (GO): cytosol; nucleus
Molecular function (GO): fatty acid binding
Source: RefSeq, a predicted model, not a curated record